This is a messenger RNA of Periophthalmus magnuspinnatus, 1561 nucleotides long. RefSeq names its product vesicle transport protein SEC20-like. The transcript is spliced from 6 exons. Gene Ontology annotation, molecular function: SNAP receptor activity. Bases 32 to 718 code for a protein of 228 amino acids. Gene Ontology annotation, biological process: retrograde vesicle-mediated transport, Golgi to endoplasmic reticulum. The record is from RefSeq and is a predicted model, not a curated record. Lineage: Eukaryota; Metazoa; Chordata; Actinopteri; Gobiiformes; Gobiidae. Gene Ontology annotation, cellular component: SNARE complex; endoplasmic reticulum.
UUGCCGUAGUUGUCUUGUCUACGUUGGCAACAUGGCGGCGUCAGAUGUGCACGUCCGAAUAUGUGAACAAGAAAUACUCAAAUAUGACCUGGAAAUCAAGGCUCUUGUGCAGGACAUUACUGGCUGUAAUGGACCCCACAGCAGACUGACAGAACUUAAUACAGAUGUCAAAAAGAGUUUCCACAAUCUCAGGUUACGCAUUCAGGACCUUGAGCAGAUCGCAAUGGAGCAGGAUAAAGAGUCGGACAAACAGGCCAUGCUGGCUCAGGUCGAGUGCCACAGAAAACAGAUGCUGAGUAACCAGACAGCUUGGAGGAAAGCCAACCUCGCCAGCAAACUGUCUAUUGACAAUAUGGAAAAGCAGUCUCUACUUAACGGGGGAGAUAGUGCUGUGAGGCAGAGGAAAUUGACCAAAGAAGGCCUGGCCCAGACGACGAGCAGCAUCACAGAAAAUCUCACGAGUAUAAGCCGCAUGAUGGCACAGCAAGUUCAACAAAGUGAAGAGACCGUGACGACUUUAGCAACGUCUUCAAAGACAGUCCAGGAGACGAAUGAGGAGUUUAAGACCAUGACCGGGACCAUUCAGUUGGGCAGGAAACUCAUCACGAAGUACAACCGCCGAGAGCUCACUGACAAAUUGCUCAUUUUUUUGGCUCUGGCCCUUUUUCUGGCUACAGUGCUCUACAUCCUCAAGAAGCGGCUGUUCCCUUUCAUUUAGAGCAGGUACUCACAGGAGACACACGUCUGUUCUGAGCGACUGAACACUGGUGACAUAAUGUACAUUUAUUUAAUCUGCUGAAUUUAUUCAAACAUUUUAAUCAUUGAUAAUCUAAAAUUUGAGAAUGCUGUGACUGAUUGCCUCCUGUUAUAGUGAUGCUGAGCAUUACAGAAUGAUAUCAUUUGAUGUAAUAGAAGUCGGACCACUAAUUUUAAUAUUUUGUUGAAAAUGUAGAUCAUUUAUUUAUUGAAUAUGUUUAAAACUGUAUUAUACAGCAGUCGUUCAUUUGCUAAUUAUAUUAUGACAAGACCAUAUCAGCCUUUACACAAACUAAUGUAUUUUAUGAAGGAAACUCAUGGUAUUGAAUUUUUUUUCUUAAGUAUUUUUUUUAAGUAUUUGAAAAAAUAUAUUUACUUCACCAGUAUGUGCCCAUGGAGAGCCAUUGUUUUGCUGAACAAACAGGGCAGUUUGCCUCAUUGGUUUGGUCUCCACUCUGCUGCAGAAAAACUUAUAAAAGCAGUGGCCCUGGUCGCCCUGGCACAGAUAGAGCCACAUGCAUCCCUGUCUUUCUUCAGAUAAGACCCGGAAAAGCAGAUUAUUCCAACCGGCUUCCCGCCUCCUGCUCCGUGGCAGUGAGAGGAUAUUUUUAGUUUGUAUGGCUUUGUUAUCUGGCGUUGCCUUUUCAACACCUCAGAGGAGAGGGUGGCCAGAGGAGCUACAUGACCUUGCUCUUCACAUGACAAUUGCCUGGUAUUGCCAUUAUUUGAAAAUAUCCAUUAUUAAACCCAGGUUUGUGCUGUAUUUAUCUUCAAUAAAAAUGAGAUUUUGUGGCACAAUCUCUGA